Molecule: messenger RNA, 1912 nt
Organism: Colletotrichum phormii
Lineage: Eukaryota; Fungi; Ascomycota; Sordariomycetes; Glomerellales; Glomerellaceae
Exons: 1
Coding region: 422-1543 (373 amino acids)
Source: RefSeq, a predicted model, not a curated record
ACCCUCCGUCACGCCUCUUUCAUCAUUCCUUCGCACUAAGUAUCUUGCGAUUUGUUUCCCCUACUUGCGGCCGAACUCACCUUAACCCGGACCCCUUGACCAUCCAUCAUCACCAUCCCUGACGAGCAGACCCGAUUCCGUGGAGACAACAGGGACUCUUCAGACGACAGAGCCAACAACACUGAGAUAUCGCUUGGGUCUGGAAAGGAACCCAAUUGAGAGGAAUACGAGUUAAACUUUCAUCAAGGCUGGUCGAGUGCAUGACGCGCAUUGCCGAUCGACCCCUAGCUCUACGGCAGCCACCACCCAAAAGCGAUCCAUCUUCGGCCCCCGAAAUCCCUGGUUCUCAACCGUCAACACCAUAGCUUAGACUUCGAGACAUUGGCGGAGAGAGCAUCACACUCCCCUCGAACUCUUCACGAUGGCGUCAGCGCGGAGGAACACAUCAACGAGGAACCUGCUGAGCAUCCUACUCCUCGCAGCUCCAGCCCUCGCAAAAUACCAGAACAAUUUUGAUCUAUACCCAGCAGCCGCCCAACCAUGCCUUUACGCCUCCUCAGACGCGAGCAAAUGCGAUGGCGACACGGUAGCGACGAUGAACAAGUGCCUCUGCAGCAACGACAAGGGCAAAUUCGUCACAAACGCCGCAACCUGUCUAGGAAAGGAGGCAAAGGACACCCUGCGCACAGUAUAUCAAUCCAUGAGCACCGCCUGCUCAGACUCCAAGACACCGAUAUCCCUGACCGAAGACCAAUUCCUCAACCUUGGCGCGACAGGCGCCACGGCGUCGCUUUCAGUGACAUUAUCUACGUCAAAGACAGCUACGCCUACUACCAUGAUGACUACCACCACAGGCGGAGCAACCAUCACUUUAACAUCCACACCUACACCCACGACAUCGACCGCACCACAGGAAGAUAAAGGCCUUAGCACAACCGCCAAAAUCGGCGUCGGCGUCGGUGCAGGCGCGGGAGCCAUCGCCCUCGUCUGCCUCGCCGCUUUCAUCUGGCGCAUCAAGCGAAGCCGCGACGCCCACGACGAAUCCCACCGACCCAUGCUCGGCGGCGGCAUCGGUGCCACGGGCCACAACAACCCACAACACGGGCCCUUUACGGAAUACAGCCCGCCCGCAAGCGUCGCCGGGGCCGGAGCGGGUGGAUACGCCGCAUACACCGGCGCACAAGAAUACAAGAACGAGAAUAAGCAGCAGCAAUCCGGCUGGAGGCCCGUCUCCGAGAUUACGGCUACGAGUCCCGGAGGCCAAACAUGGGCGACGAAUUCUCCUCAACCACCGUAUGCGCAGCUCCAGCCUCAGCAGCAGCAGCAGAACCUAGGUGCUUGGGGCCAUCACCCACAAGCCGCUUACGUUCCUCCGCCGCAGGAACCUUCCCAACAGGAGGGCGUGUUUGAGCUUGCUUCGAUACCUAUGACGUCGCAGCCUCCUUCGCAUGUGCCGCAGCCGCCGCCUGGCGCUGUUGAGAUGCCGGCUACAGAGGUGCAGCCGCAACCUACGCGAUACCAGUAUCCUUCGCAGAGGCAGUGAGGGGCGCAUGAGAGGAAAUGAUAAAAAUCAGGCAUUACGGGGUGUUUGAGGGGACAUAUUCGCUAUCAUGAUACCUUGGGAAGCAUUUACACUAAUGGGGGCUCGGUGUUCUGGUUCCUGGUCGGGAUGUAGAUCGCACAAGGGGAAACGAGAGGGAAAAGCCAUGAAACAUAAAACUUUCCGUCCACACCUACGUCCCUCAUACUCAACGAUUAACUGCAUCUUCAAGAUAAUCUCCAUAAUCGCCCGUGUGAUAUGCGUAAGGUUCUGAUGGGGGAACGAUUUCCACGGCUCAAUGAUACUGAUUGUAUUGAUGUUAACAUUAACUUGGCUCACUGGGGGCCACUACCUGCAGACCCUGUCUCGAUG